CAGGUACCUAUAGAUAUUUCUGAAUCUCCAAGACUGGAGGUGGCGUGCAAUGUGAAAAACACAACCGGCUCUUUUGAGAUGGAUCAUUCACUGGAUUGCCGAACAUAGUCCAUCAGCAUUUGGAAGCUGUGAGGUAUUGGAAAUUGACCUUUGACUGAUUUGAAAGACAAUCAAGAGUACUGUACUUCAUUCAGCACCAGUAUUUUCUGCAACAUGAAGCAGAUUUUUCCUUUUCCAAGCUGGUUUAGGGCAACAAGUCUGUGCUUAUGUUUGGCCCAUACUGUCACAGCUGCGGUCCUGAGCAACUCCACAGGACUGGAGGCCAUCCUGGACAAGUACAGUGACAAAGAUAAAGUGUGGUGGAAGGGCAGAGCAAGAGGGAAGAGGGCCAUCAGCGAGGGAGACAUGCACCUCAUCCUGGAUCUACACAACAAGUUGCGUGGCCAGGUCCACCCUCCAGCCUCCAACAUGGAGUACAUGGUGUGGGAUUACGAGUUAGAGAGAAGCGCUGAGCAAUGGGCUCAUACCUGCCGGUGGGAACAUGGACCAAGCUACAUGUUGACUCAAAUAGGCCAGAACCUUGGUGCCCACUGGGGGAGGGAUCGCCCUCCCACCUACCACGUGCAGGCCUGGUAUGAUGAAGUGAGGUACUACAGCUAUCCUUACUCCCAGGAAUGUAACCCAGACUGCCCUUUCAGAUGUUCAGGACCUGUUUGCACUCACUACACUCAGUUGGUGUGGGCCACAAGCAAUCGUAUUGGGUGUGCCAUCAACGUGUGUUACAACAUGAACGUGUGGGGAAUGAUCUGGGCUAAAGCUGUCUAUCUGGUCUGCAAUUACUCACCACCGGGAAACUGGUGGGGUCAUGCUCCAUACAAGUAUGGUGCGCCAUGCUCUGCUUGUCCAGCUAGUUAUGCUGGAGGAUGCAGGGACAAUCUAUGUUACAAAGAUGGGGGUACUGACAUGCGUCUGGUUCCUGAGACCGAGGAGAUCAACUACAUUGAACCCGAAUCGGAUGCAGUGAGAGAACCCCAACCCAGAGCCCAAACACCAAACACCUCACAACGUUCUGAGAACAUAGACCAAAACCAGGUCAUAAGCACCGAGCAGAUGUGUCAACAGAUGUACUGUGACACAAAGCUGAGAGAUCGAUGCAAAGGAACAACAUGCAACAGAUACGAGUGUCCACCCGGUUGCUUUGACAGACACGGAAAAGUAGUCGGGACUGCCUCUUAUGACAUGCAAUCCAGUGUGUGUGGAGCUGCAUUGCACGCUGGCGUUAUUGACAAUGAUGGAGGAUGGUUAGAUGUGACUAGACUGGGUCGAAAACAACAAUUCAGCAAAUCAUACAAGAAUGGCAUUCAAUCGAUAGGGAAGAACAAAAGUGCAAAUUCCUUUAAAGUACAGUCUGUGCCAGUCAAGGCAGUAGCAUGUGACACUACUGUGGCGCUGUUCUGUCCCUAUAAGAAACCUGUUCGACACUGUCCGAGGUUGUAUUGUCCCAAGAACUGUCUGCGUGAGAGUCAGGCCAGAGUCAUUGGCAGUAAAUAUUACGCUGAUAAAUCAAGUAUCUGUCGAGCAGCCCUUCAUGCUGGAGUAAUCCAGAAUGAAUCUGGAGGUUACCUUGAUGUAAUGCCAAUGGACCGCAGGAAGCAGUACAGAGGCAGUUACCAAAAUGGCAUCAAUUCAGAAAGCUUGCUUAACCCCACGGGAGGAAAAGCCUUCAGAGUGUUUGCUGUCAUCUGAAAUACAACCGUCAAAAGUAUCGAAGGACAACCUCAUCACUCAACCUAUCCAGCUUUAUCUAUCAUUAACACCUUGGCAUAAGAUGUUCAUGAAUGACUGUGAAUACUUAGGAGAGGACAAGCAAAACAUACUAACACAACACAGAAACCCACCGCUAGGUUUGCAUCCAGAAACUUCAUGAUGUGAGCUAACAGCACAGAAUACUGCCUCACUAUGUUGCCAGCACAGUUCUUUAAAAUGUAAUUUAUUCACAAAAGGCUAAAAGUGACUACACACAUUUUAACUUUGUUCAAAAUCCACCAUUUCAAAGACCUGCUGUAUUUCUAGCUACAAUGAAAGUUAAUUGUGAUUGGAAAAUUUAUUGAAAGGAGGAAAACCUCCCAAUAAGGCGUACUGUAUUAGAGACAGAGCUUUUUAAACUAUACGGUACAUCUGAAUUAAUUAAGUUUGUCAAACCAGCUUUUUAUAUUUAUUGCACAUCAAGUUAAAUUGUAUAUUGAGGAUGUCCUCAAAAACACACCAAUUCAAAACAAAUAAGAGGUAUAACUUUACUGGAAUAUUUUUCACACCUUGUAGAGGUGUGACCAAACAAACGAUCUAGUAUGUGAAUUCAAGCUUCAAAAUGGUCAAGAAUUGAAAUAUUCUUUUAUCUUUAAGACAUUGCGGGAGUGUCACUAAAUUCUCUUCAAAUUCAGUUUCCCCUGAACUUUCACUAGUCAAUUAGAUAAUUGCCAACUCAAAUUAGGGAGAGAAUUCAAACGGCCCACAUUAUGCUGGCUCAAACUGGCUACAGAGAUGGAAUCUUUCAACUGGCAUAACAACCAGUAACCCAGCUCCUUUGAAAUCCAGCAGGUCAACGCGCUUCUGUGGCUGCUUAAGAUUGCGCCAUAACAGGCCGCAGCCGUGUGACAGGGACAGGUCUACCAUGAUGAUUUUUUUUUCCUACGCGGCCAGCAUCUGUGAGGCUGACUGCUCUCAUGCUAUUGGGCUGGAACUCAGGUGAGUACUCUCACCGCUGUCAACCUGGCAAGGGGCCGUGGGGCGGCAAAUCUCAUCCAGUUCACCGCUGGCUCGCAACGGAGACUGGAGCGAGAUUGUGACCCAAAUAGCACAAAACACAUUAGGGAAUAUGUACUUCUUCCAGUUGUGACCAUAGUUCAAUGGCCAUUUGCGAGCAGCACAGGUUGCAAUGCAAUCAGGUUUAAAGGAAGGAAGAAUGGGCAAUUCCGUGUGUAUAUACUGUUCUGUUAUGUUUAUAAAGAAGGGGAGGGGCUCCUUCAACAAAGUCUUCACGCCAGUCUGCUAGUUUUUCAGCCACCCCUUAACUCAGGCCAACUGAUAUCUUUAUUGUUUUUAAGGGAGGGGUCUUCAAUGAGUCCAUUACGACCAGUUGAUUAAGACGGUAGUGUUGGUCUAUCGCAUGAUCGUUUGAUAAAAACAGAAUAAAUAAAAUUAAUAAAUGAUUUGACCCUAUCAUCCAUCCCGUGGCUUGAUUCAAGUGUGUCCAAUACGUCGAUUACAUCGCACCGAUUGACUUACAGUCGAUUUGACCUAUCCUGACCUUUUGUGACAUCAUUACAUGUGCUCGUAAUGGCAGGCUCUAGUGAGCUAGUGAGUUGGCCUCCAACUUAUAUGUCUUCUAAACUUAAGGGAAUAAAAAUAAGUAUGGGAGCUGGACCAAGUAAAGAGACCAAAACGUACUAAAUGAGCUAUCAAGAACUAGCGUUAGAUGACCCAGUGAAGCUGUCAUGCUAGAUUUGACAAAGCAACUUUGAAAGGACAUCAAGGACUGCAAGUGCUCGUCACUGCAGCUGGAUGAGUAUCCAGACGGGUGUGAAACUGCCCAGUUGUGUAUUUUUAUUGAAUUCUGAUCUCUGUCCUUGAAAACGAUAAAUAAUAUCCCGUUUCGGUAGAUCAGAUCUUAGGGCAAAGGAAAAAAAUUGGGGACCCCUGUUUUAAGCUAUUUCUCAACAGUUCGGUCCUUAAUUAUUCACAGUCUUUCCAGCAUUUACCUUUACACAUGUUUAAUGUACUCAGAAAAAUACAAAACAUUGAGUUUAGUUCAAUUUUAAAUACAGCUUAGAUUGGUACAGCACAGUGAUUCUUCUUUGCAGCAGAUUUCUCAGCUUAUCCAGGUUUGCAGGAAGAGCAGGUACAUACUGUAUAGCUUGCUCUGUAUGAAGUCACAAGUAGUUAGGGGUAGUGACCUUGCAGUUCAUUGAAUACUGAUCGUUUGAUCCAGCACGGCCAAUCAAUCUGGUUAGCAAGUGCUCAUUGAGAAAUUUCCUGAGAGCGCAAAUGUGCGCUAACUUGCUGAAUAAUCCAUCAGCAAGGUAAGUGUAUUAUAUUAAGGUAUGAAAAGCCAGAAAAAUGAAAAGAAAAUAGUGUGGGUAGAAAUCUAUUGACUCCAUCUUCUUAAAUAUACCUGUAUAUGUGUAUCUGAAUUGGUUGAUUUUAUAUCAGGUCUUUAAAUAAGGGUGUGUUUUUGUGGAAAUUCUGGAUAUAAAUACUGCAUGUGUCAAUAAACUAUUAGCUAUUGAAGGGAAGAGACAAUACAUUCAUUUGAAUCAUUCAUUUCUGUUGACAAUAUCCCAGUUACAAAACCUUAAGUAUUAAAUAUCUGUAUACGUUUGUACGUAAUGCAUUGUUUACUGCAUCAAAAUAUUGUAAAUAGUAAUGAUACAUUAACCCAAUGGGGUAUGAGUGAUUGCUUUUGCAUUCAUCAUUCGUUCUUUUAAAAUGUUGCCAUUUAGAUACAGUAACCAUUACAUUUGGAGAAAACCAUACAUACACAUGGAAUGAGUACUUCUGUUUUUGGCUUCAUAAUAUACAUUGUUGAUACCUUCUUUGCAUAGUAACUAUAUUUGUAUUGCUUUUUAUAGCUUUUAUUUCACACACACACACACUGUGAUUUUGCAAAUUCUCCCACUUUGAAAUCAUGGAGGGGUCUGAGAUUUUAAUUUUGGGUGAAUGUCCACUGUGGGACAUAAUUUAAAAAAAAAAAUCUGGAAAUCAGUUUUUAAAUAAUUUAUUUGUAUGCUACUGAUGCAAAUAUGUAUUUGAAUAGUGGAGCAGCUGUAAAGUGUUCCGAGGUCCUGGGUUCAAUCCCGGACCAGUCUGUAUGGAGUUUGCAUGUUCUCCCCGUGCCUGCUUGGGUUUUCUCCAGGCACUCCAGUUUCCUCCCACAUCCUAAAAACAUGCAACAUUAAUUGGACACUCUAAAUUGCCUAUAGGUGUGAUUGUGAGUCUGGCUGUUUGUCUUUAUGUACCCUGUGAUUGGCUGGCAACCAGUUGAUGGUGUACCCUGGCUCCUGCCCGUUGACAGCUGGGAUAGGCUCCAGCACUCCCUGUGACCCUUGUGAGGACAAGCGGCUAAGAAAAUGGAUGGAUGGAUGGAUGGAUGGAUGAAAAUCAAUGUUAAUGGUACAGUCUUUGUUUGAAAUUCUCUCUUAUUAUGUGACGUCACAUGACUAAGAAAGCGUAACCGCAAUUGGCUCGGUGUUUGUUUCUGACCUGAAGUAACCCUGCCUGGUGGCACGGACAGUGAAUUUUAGACAGCAAAUUGUAGCCAGUUGAAUUUCAGACAGCGAAUUGUAGGCGCUUAGCAACUGCCCUGUUGCCCUUUCCAAGCCUUGUGGAAUGCUAUAAUUUUGUCUCUUGUGUCUUUGGACAGCUCUUUGGUCUGAGCAAUCCUCAAAAUGUUGAAGACUGACUGAUUUUCUGUGGUUGUCAGGUGUCUUUAUGCAGCUAACGAUCUCAAACAGGUGCAUCUAAUUUAGAAUCAUAAGUGGAGUACAGCUUCACUAAUUGCAGGCAGACUAACGAAUUUUUGCUGAUUGGCAGGUGUUCAAAUACUCAUUUGCAGCAGUAACAUCCAAAUAUAUAUUUUUUAAAUUAUACAUUCUGAUUUCCGUAUUUGUUUUUUUUUAGAUUGUUUCUCACUGUCAACAUGCACCUAAGGUGAAAAUUUCAUCACCCUCCAUGAUUUCAAAGUGGGAGAACUUGCAAAAUCGCACAGUGUUCAAUUACUUGCAUGAUAGAACUGCAGUAAAAUAAAAUUAAAAACUAAAAGCUGGUGUUUUUCCUCUGCAGCAAAGUUGUUCAGAUGUGGUUCUGUGGACCUCAACCCAGGUCAUAUGUUUAUGUUUGUUUGUGGGGGAAAUUGUAGAAGACAAACAAUUUUUUUAAUAAUAAUAAUUAACAAAUGUAAAUGGUACAAAUGUAAAUAUAUUCAUUGUACUAAGUGUAUACACACCUGUGGAAAUAGAGUGGAUUGCAAAAUGAUCAGUUUCUGAGAUUUCAGAUGUUUGUGUAAAAUCAAUAUUUUUGAUUUCUCUAAACCACUGACAACAUGACUCCCAAAUUCUAAAUACAAACCUUUUCAUUUCAGGCAGGGGUGUCAAACAUCAAGCCCUCGGGUAAAAACUGGCCUGUCGGGUGGUAAAAUCUAGGCAGUAUCAAUUUGAGUGAAAAAAACAAGAUAUUGUGGUGGUGGGGUCGAAGAUUAAUUUGUAGAAUUUUUAUGCUCAUUUAGAAAAUGCAGUGGUAAUGCUUCACAGGUCUUCAGAAAUUGAUUUCAUUUUAAAAUGCAAGAUUGUGGUUUUCAGAUUCAAAUACCUUUGAUCUAGUUUUGUGUUUUAAAAUAUCAUUGCAUCUCAACAUUUUGUAAAAACUCUUAAAACGUUUAAUUAACUCCUGAAAAGAUUAUAUUUAUUAGAUUGUAUCCAUACAAACCAUGCCCUGACAAAGGUUCUGUAUUGUUUGGAACGCAAAAUGUGACUAAAAAUAUUUUUGAAGUAAUUUAUUUAUUUGUGAUGAACUAAUUGUAAUUAAUAAAUUAUAUAAUAGUAUGAUCCCAAAUAUAUACAUCAGGGAAUUUUCACCGACAAUGUUAACACUGGAAAAAAAUUGAAAUUGGAAAUGACCCUUUACCUAAAUGUUCCAUAACAUAAGCAAUCCUGGAAUUUAGGUGAUACCAAGAGGGCUUGGGCCAGCUCUCCUGCAGAAGAAUGGCAAGCAUUGCAGUGUCAAAAUUCACAGGGGUAUGUUGCAAAGGUGGUCAUUGGUACAAGACUCCUGAAAACAGCUCUGCUCGUUUCUGGGCAACAGCCAGC
Messenger RNA from Syngnathoides biaculeatus (alligator pipefish), 6860 nucleotides. Its product is annotated as cysteine-rich secretory protein LCCL domain-containing 1-like. The transcript has 15 exons. NCBI's taxonomy places the organism in Eukaryota, Metazoa, Chordata, Actinopteri, Syngnathiformes, Syngnathidae. Bases 214 to 1746 code for a protein of 510 amino acids. Gene Ontology annotation, cellular component: extracellular region. The record is from RefSeq and is a predicted model, not a curated record.